AGCGUCGGGAAGGGAACAUCGGCCCGCGGGCCCCGGCGCUGAGGUGGCCCCUCCCCGCCUCCAGGGGGCGCCGCCGCCGGCGCCGCCAAGGGCGCAGCGGCCUCCGGGCGCGGCCUUCCCGUUUCCCGUCGCUGUCACCCGCUCCCGGUUCCCGGCCCCUCCGCUCCCGCUGCCCGGCUCCUCCGCCGCCGCUCUCCCCGCCCUCAGCCAUGCUGACCUCCCGAGGCCCGGCCCUGUGCACCGCGCUGCGGCGGGCAGCGCCCGGCGGCCUCGCUUCCUUGCACUGCUCCGCUCGACGCUGCCGCGCCGCCCGCGUCGCUGUGGUCCUGUCUGGCUGUGGUGUCUACGAUGGCACAGAAAUCCAUGAGGCAUCAGCUGUCCUGGUACAUCUGAGCCGUGGGGGAGCUGAGGUUCACAUGUAUGCUCCAGAUGUCCCUCAGAUGCAUGUCAUUGACCACAGUAAAGGGCAACCAGCUGAAGCUGAGUCAAGGAAUGUUUUAGUGGAAUCUGCAAGAAUUGCUCGUGGUAAAAUUACAAGCCUGGCUAAGCUCUCUACAGCAGACCAUGAUGCUGUGAUAUUCCCUGGUGGAUUCGGAGCUGCCAAAAACUUAUCUACCUUUGCCGUUGAUGGGAAGGAUUGCAAGGUGAACAGAGAAGUUGAGCGAGUCCUGAAAGAUUUCCAUAAAGCAGGCAAACCUAUUGGCCUGUGCUGCAUUUCCCCAGUGCUGGCAGCAAAGGUGCUCUCUGGUGCUGAGGUAACUGUGGGCCACGAAGAAGAGGAAGGGGGCAAGUGGCCUUAUGCUGGGACUGCAGGAGCCAUCAAAGAGCUGGGAGCAAAGCACUGUGUGAAAGAAGUAACCGAAGCUCAUGUGGAUACAAAAAAUAAGGUGGUGACCACCCCAGCAUUUAUGUGUGAAACAGCAUUACACCACAUCUUCGAUGGCAUUGGGGCAAUGGUAAAGAAUGUGCUAAAAUUAACUGGCAAAUAAAAUCAGGUGUGUCUAAAUUUAGGGCGUAGUAUCAAACAUAUCAUGGACCAAUGGAGACAUUUGCACCUGCUAGUCCUGUUCACACUCUAGUGAAUGCUGAUGCAAAGCUGAUUGAUUCCCAGCUGCAGGAUUUUCUGUGCCUUUUUGAGAGGGGGGCAUUACACAGGGCAAGGAGCCUGGUCUGAGACACAGAGCAUCUUCUUGAGCUUUUCCAUCUGUAGAGAGCAGUCUGGAUGUGUUCUGAAACAAAUCUUCCAACACACCAAUGUCAAACCAGUUCCAAGGGAGAAAAAGAGACUCAAGGCCCUUUCAGAAGCUGAGGGCAGAUGUGUUGUAGGGAUUUGGCACAUGGCAGCAUAUCUAGUGGAUGGAGAAUGGGAGUAGAAAGGAAUGAAUGCACAGUUCCAGGUGUAUGUGCUCAGGCCUGUGUCUGGGAACUAAAAGCCAGGAUCAGCUGCUGAGGAAAAAGACAUCUUCCACACCUUCGUCUAGCUCUGUGUUAAUGAAAAGAUUUUUUUUUUUUUGUUUCUAUUUGAAAGAACCCUGUUUUCACAAAGUCAGUCUGAGCACCAGUCAGCAGCAGGACACAACUGCCACAACAGUAGCACUUUGAAAAACUCAUCCAUUGGCCCAUUAUAGUUUUAAAAGGUCUUGAAAUGAAGAAGAAAAUACUGCUGAUGUGACGCACAACUCUUAAGGACAGCAGCAUCCCUGUUAAAGCAGUUGUAUGACAAGUAGUGAAUGGAAAAAACUAUCUCAAAUUAUCCUAACUUCCCCUGCUUUAGGGUAAUAAAGCUUUCUCCAAAGAAGUAUUAUUGAAUAUCUGGAAUAAUGAUGUAUAAAUAAAUAAAUUUCUGCCUUUUAUCUCA
Molecule: messenger RNA, 1858 nt
Organism: Corvus hawaiiensis (hawaiian crow)
Lineage: Eukaryota; Metazoa; Chordata; Aves; Passeriformes; Corvidae
Gene: GATD3
Product: glutamine amidotransferase class 1 domain containing 3
Exons: 7
Coding region: 210-989 (259 amino acids)
Cellular component (GO): mitochondrion
Source: RefSeq, a predicted model, not a curated record